GUCUGAGCUGCCGCUACAUUUAGGAGAAACAGCAGUGCCUGCGGCUCCCAGUCUCCAGGGGACCCAUGGGGGGGACGGUGUCACAGGCAUGGACACCACCCCCCAAGGGUCUCUGCUGCCAGCUCCUCUCUUCUUCAUAAGCUGGUGCCCUGGGUGCCUAGGGGAAGACUCUGGACAUCUGUCUCCCGGGAAAGACUGCAGCUCAGAGAGCUUCUCAGGGGGAAGAAUUUGAAGCCAAGUCAGGCUGUCUCCUCUGGGAAAGAACCCUGGACGUGGGGCUAUCACCAGCUCAGCAAUGCCUAUAGUUAGGCCGCCAGGAUUCCCAGUGGGAACAUUCAACCCUUGCCCAGUGUGUAUGUGUGUGUGUGGGGGGGAGGCAUUUUCUUUCCACAGCUGGCAUUUCUUCCUCCUUGGUAAGUUUGUGGUGGAGAAGAGAUGUAAGAGAGGGUGCGGACAGUGAGGUCCAGGGAAGGAAGUAAGACAGAGAAUGCAGGACAAACUUAGCGUGGACUUCAAAAUAGCCUUCAGGUGGGAUGAGGAAGUCCUGCCCUGGUCCAGCACUGACAAAAGGACUCUACCCAUUGAGAACCAUCAGCUGUCAAGGGGCCCACCUCUCCUAGCUUCAGAAACUCACUCACGGCCUAGGUGUUUGGUUGGGGACAGCCCAGCAGUGAGGUGCUGUGCAGUCCAGCUAGCGGAGGCGACACUAGGACCUGCAGUACCUCCCUUCCCUGAAAAGAGCCACGGAACACGCACGUGCUGGUCGCUGUGCGCUCAGGACCUCAUAGGACUCUCGGCGCUCUGUGAGCUUAGGAAGCGCCGGCGCGCGCGCGGCCAUGGCGCAGGAGAACGCCGCCUUCUCGCCGGGGCCCGACGAGCCCCCGCGGCGCCGCGGCCGGCAGCGCUACGUGGAGAAGGACGGGCGCUGCAACGUGCAGCAGGGCAACGUGCGCGAGACGUACCGCUACCUCACCGACCUGUUCACCACGCUCGUGGACCUGCAGUGGCGCCUCAGCCUGCUCUUCUUCGUGCUCGCCUACGCGCUCACCUGGCUCUUCUUCGGCGCCAUCUGGUGGCUGAUCGCGUACGGCCGCGGCGACCUGGAGCACCUGGAGGACACGGCCUGGACGCCGUGCGUCAACAACCUCAACGGCUUCGUGGCCGCCUUCCUCUUCUCCAUCGAGACCGAGACCACCAUCGGCUACGGCCACCGCGUCAUCACCGACCAGUGCCCCGAGGGCAUCGUGCUGCUGCUGCUGCAGGCCAUCCUGGGCUCCAUGGUGAACGCCUUCAUGGUGGGCUGCAUGUUCGUGAAGAUCUCGCAGCCCAACAAGCGCGCCGCCACGCUCGUCUUCUCCUCGCACGCCGUGGUGUCGCUGCGCGACGGCCGCCUCUGCCUCAUGUUCCGCGUGGGCGACCUGCGCUCCUCGCACAUCGUCGAGGCCUCCAUCCGCGCCAAGCUCAUCCGCUCGCGGCAGACGCUCGAGGGCGAGUUCAUCCCGCUGCACCAGACCGACCUCAGCGUGGGCUUCGACACGGGCGACGACCGCCUCUUCCUCGUCUCGCCGCUCGUCAUCAGCCACGAGAUCGACGCCGCCAGCCCCUUCUGGGAAGCGUCGCGCCGCGCCCUGGAGAGGGACGACUUCGAGAUCGUCGUCAUCCUCGAGGGCAUGGUGGAGGCCACCGGAAUGACAUGCCAAGCUCGGAGUUCCUACCUGGUAGAUGAGGUGCUGUGGGGCCACCGCUUCACAUCAGUGCUGACCCUGGAAGACGGCUUCUACGAGGUGGACUAUGCCAGCUUCCACCAGACCUUUGAGGUGCCCACCCCCUCCUGCAGUGCCCGGGAGCUGGCGGAGGCGGCAGCCCGCCUCGACGCCCAUCUUUACUGGUCCAUCCCAAGCCGGUUGGAUGAGAAGGUGGAGGAGGAGGGAGCAGGGGAGGGGGCAGGUGGAGGAGAUGGAGCUGACAAGGAGCAGAAUGGCUGUCUGCCACCCCCAGAGAGUGAGUCUAAGGUGUGACCAGUUUUCUCAACCCCUGUGGCAGACCGGGAGCCAGACGUAGGUGCAUGAGGAGCUGCAGAGUGAAGGUGGCAGAGGAGAGGCCAGCAAGGCCCGAGAGCAGCUCCGGCUGGAAAGGCUCUUUGAGUCCAGGAUCCAGUAGGGAAGGGAGGGGCCCUAGUUUCAAGAGAAUGGAGGGUGGGGAUGGGAGAAAACUGUCUGUGUUUGACCUUCACGUCUUUCACGGGUGGGUGGAUGGAGGGACAGAAGGAUGGGAAGGUGAGAGACAGUGGAUGGAUCACUUCUGUGGCAGUGGACUGACACAUUGCUCUCAGCAUUGCCACUACCUAUAGCACGCCUUUGGGCAAAACCGACAGCCACCAUUUUCCUCCAGACAGAGGCAGCCCCAAACCAGGGUGCAUGACUCGGGGAGCAGAGUGUGGGAUGGACUACCGUCUCUAUGCACCCCCUCAGUCAGCCCUCCUGUGUGUGGCACGCGUGCCUAACUGGCUCCAGUUGAGCCAGAGAGAACAGUGGAUGGAGGUGGUCAGGGUGAUGAGGGAGGUGAGGGAGCCCAGCAAGGUAUCAAUGGCUUUACCCCUCAGCGUUCAGGCCAACAGGCAGGAGAGGCAGACGCCAGAGCUGGGGCCCUGGAGGAAGAGGACCAAGGAUGGCUGUUUUGUGGCAGCUGAGUGAGAACUUGAAGGUGGAAUGGUGAAGGCAGAAAGGAGCAGAAGGGCAAGGGGGGGAUCCAGAGAGUGGUGUUAAUGAGAGUGGGGACACCACCGGGUCCCUGGGGAAAACACAGCAGAGGGUCAGACGAGCCACUGAUUUGGUGCCAGGUGUGGCAUUCAAAGACCUGGUGCCUGUCUUCCAAGCACGAGGCCCAGAGGACGAUCAGGACUUCCCCCACGGCAACUAAACAGAGGGUGGUUCACACAGAAAGCCUGCACAACCUCUCGGAGCAAGGAGCGGGAAGGGAUUGGUAAUCAGGAAGCUAGGGAUUGGGUGAGGCAAGAGGGAAUGACGAAAGCGGCAGUUAAAAUGCUUCGCUGGCAUCAGAAUCACCUGGAGGGCCGCGAAAACCCAGACUGCUGGGCCCCACUCCCAAGGUUCUGACUCAGUAGGUCUGGGAUGGAAUUAAAAAUUUUCAUGUCUAACAAGUUCUCAGGUCAUGCUGACGUUGCUGGACUGGGGCCACACUUGGAUGGGCCAACGAAGUUAGGGAGUAGCUGAGGAGACAGUACGGCAUGUGAGAAGGGACCUGGGCCCAGGCUGAAGAUUGUAACUGUAAGUCCAGGAACUCAACUGUGUGUGGAAACUGGCCAAUGACAAGCUGGGGUGGCAUUUGGGAAGAUGAGUGGGCAACAGAUUGGUGGAAGCAGAAAGGCCUUUGGGGAGUCCUGAGGAGGCACUGACUGGGGUGCUUACACAAGAAGGGCUUCAAUGACGAGAGAUCAGAUCUUGUUAGGACCAAAGAGGCAGAGUUCACAGACGACAAAGCAGGAGCCCAAACUUCUGCGUGUGUGCUGCCUGCUGUGUUGGGAUAGGGGAUACAAGAGACGCAGAGCCCCAUCUGGCCUCCAUGCCGUCCCAGUUCUUAUCCCAGUCACCCAUCCCGGGGAUGGGAAGUUGAGUCAGUGCAGAGACUCAGGGCUGGCCUCUCAGGCAAGCAUGCACUUGGGUGGGGUUGGCUCAAACCCCGGGCCUGGCUACACCCCCUCCUGUCCAUGUGGAAGUCUGCUCAUCUGUUCCAGGCUGGAGAGUCCAGGUCCUAACUUGCGUUCACUUAGAGAGAGCCUAGCCCCUCCCCUUCAGAUAGGAAUGGAUGUCUUUGCCUCCUGUCCCAGGGCCUCGGAGGUCCCCUUCAGUCAAAGAUGAUGUCCUUGUGAAUCCUGCCGUUUGUUAUUCUCCCAAGAACAGAUGCCAGGCUGGAGCGCUGGGAAUGAUCUGGGUUUAAUCUGGCAAAACAGGACGGGGUGGAGGCCUGCCUGGUGUGUAUAUACACAGCACUGGAACAGAGAAACUGAGGCUGUCCCUGGAAGUCACAUCACUGUCACCACUCAGGGCAUGACUGUUCAGUGCAGUCAAGAGACCUGUGUUCUAAAGCCAACACUGACUGUCACUAAUUAGCUCAGCAAAUCAGAUCACUUCUUUGGGUUUCAGUUUCCUCAUUUGUAAAACUCACAUUCAGCAAACUAAUCAUGCUCAAUAAAUGUUAACUGAACCACA
Molecule: messenger RNA, 4229 nt
Organism: Jaculus jaculus (lesser Egyptian jerboa)
Lineage: Eukaryota; Metazoa; Chordata; Mammalia; Rodentia; Dipodidae
Gene: Kcnj9
Product: potassium inwardly rectifying channel subfamily J member 9
Exons: 5
Coding region: 837-2018 (393 amino acids)
Biological process (GO): potassium ion import across plasma membrane; regulation of monoatomic ion transmembrane transport
Cellular component (GO): plasma membrane
Molecular function (GO): G-protein activated inward rectifier potassium channel activity
Source: RefSeq, a predicted model, not a curated record